AUGCUCGAGCGAACAGCUGCCACUUUGGAGUCGCGCAGUCUCCAGCGUGUCAUUCACAAGACUUCGAUUCGAUCUCGACGAUUACAUACAGGCUUCUGGCAACAUGGAGCCUCCGCUAUCGACCUUUCCAGUUCCUUGCCUGGCUCGAUGAGAACUGCUAAGGUUGCCACCUCCGAACCGGAAACAAAGCAACUACAGCCAAAUCUACUUGCAUCAGUCUUGGUCCUCGACUUCCUUUACCCAAAAUCGACUAUUCCUCUGUUAUGCCGCCUCUACCCUGAACUACCCAACUCUCAGCAUGCGCAGAGAACUGCAAUCGUUCCGACAAGACGACCAUACUCAUCGAUAAUACCUCCGAAUACGACCGAAACAAAUGAAGCAAAUGAAAAGACUGAAACGACCGAAACGACGACUCCUGAUCAGCCCGACCCAUCGACUGAGAAGUCACGUCCUUAUGAGAUAGCCGACAUAGCGGAGGACCCAAGUUUAUUUCCUGAUGGAAAACCAACGGUUCACACCAAAGCCGAGCCAGAACUGCAGCAAGUACGGGAACUUCGACAGCUAUUGGAUAGAAAAGGUCGUCAGUUUCAGGAAGUUUGGGACCAGUUCUCUGUGCUAGACAACGACCAAAGAAGUUUCAUACGUGGCCGGGUAGUACAGUAUCUGUCUCGCUCCCACAGCAUUGUUGAAACAGGAAGAGCCCUCUCAGUAUUCCGCCAAAUCUCACCAAGUUCAUGGGAUAAUGACACCUUAACUGCAGGAAUUAUCCUGCUUCUACGGUCCGGGGAUCUUCCUUCGGCUGUGGAGUGCUUCAAAACUGGAUUGGAAAUGAGAGGGUUGAAUCAUGGUCUGGAGUACUUAAUGGCGGAUGCAAUAAACUCGAAGAAAUGGUCGGCAGCUUUGGAAGUAUGGAUUUCAUUCUACAAGGACCGCGUCAAGAGAAAACCCGAAGCGUUGGCCCCGGAUUUAGAACGGCUUCAGCAGCUUGGGUCUCUUCCUUCACAGGGAGAUCACUACUUCGCCUUCCGAGCCUACUUGGUUGGCGAAGGCGCAGAGCAGCAUAAGAAAAUCAAGGAAGACCCGGUUGCCGCCCUAGCCUUGUCCUCCUUCCGGAAGUUCUUUGCCAACAUGGCGCUACGAGAACCGUGCCGUCCCAAGCAAGCGAUGAUCAUUCUUGAGACUCUGCAAGAUCGGAAUGCAUACAACACAUACCUGAACACCAUGUUCGACCGCUGGAUGGUAAAGCAGGAAAGUCGAUCCACUAUGGAGCAACUCAUUCCUAUUUACCAGAAAUUUCGGGAACUGCCAGAUGCACAGCCUGCGAUGACUGUCUACCGUGGCAUGUUCAAAGUCUGCUUUCCAAAGAGGUCGGCCAGACUGGAAGAGAUUAAAGAGGACUGGAUUCGGUUCAAGGGCGGGCUCAACCAAUGGGGCUAUGAAAAGUAUCUCAAGUAUUACGCAGCAAGGGGCGAUGUGCGAGCAGUCACAGAUUUAUGGUCUCAGUACGUGGAAGAUUUCCCUGAAGUGGUUCGGUCCCCCCGUGGAUUUAGAAGCACAAUAAACGUGUAUGCUCAAGUUGGAGACGUUGAGAAUGCAAAAAAAGAGAUCGACAAGAUGGUCAAUGAAUACCAGGUUGAGCCGGACCUCGACUGCUGGAACACAUAUCUCAAGGCUUACAUGAGGACCAAUGACUAUGAUGCCGUCAUGAAACUGUUUGAGGAUAUCGCAGAAAAACACGAGCCGGAUGCCUACACCUAUGCACACGCCAUGGCCAUGACUGCUAAAAGGGGUGAUUUGGAGACUACUCUGGAAAUCUUCACCAAAUCACAGGAAGCUGAGGUACCUAUCACCAAAGAAAUAGGUCUGGCUCUGGUGGUAGCAUACUGUCAGAAUGGCCUCCUUUCCGAGGCGGAGAACCUUUGCAUUGAGCUGACCCAUCGUAAGCUCAUAUCUGGAGCUAUAUGGAAUCAGCUUAUCAACUUCAACGGCGUCGAGGGAAAGCUCAGCAAGGUUUAUGAACUACUCAAGCGCAUGAGAGAAUUUGGCGUGGAAUGGGAUGAUGAGACAUAUACCUUUCUUCUCCAGGCGCUUAUCCGAGUCAACCAAAUCCAUCCCGCUUAUAAUUUACUGAAGCGCGGUGUCCAGGAAAGGUUGUUCCUUGUCACCGCGGCGCAUUUUGCUAUCGUUAUGGCUGGAGCUGCUCGUGUUGGAGAGUACGAGCUUGUUGAAAGUCUUUUCCGUCGACUGCAAGAGUCAGAUUUGCCUGUCACCUUCAGUGCUUGGGUUGCUCUGGUCGGCGCUGCCGUUAAGAGAAAGCCAGGUGUUGAACGAACCCACGAUCUGGCCAAAGAAUUUGUCGCAUAUUUCCAAAAGGCUUCUGAGGCAGCUAAAACGACGGGGGAGUCCGUGCCGGACGAGGAGACUGAUCCAACUGAUUCUAGCAAUCUCGCAAGACUCAGGGGAGAAACUAAACUGGUCGGUCGAGCGAUCACUCUACUUACCGAGCUUCGAGACUUUGCCUCCGUUGAAGAGCUGAUGAGUUUAUUCGUCGAAGUCUUCCCUGAGUUCAAGACCGAGCAGUUUCCUCCUGAUAUUAUGUCUGCUUUGAUACGCGCACAUCACGCAGAUCAGAACUACGACAAGGCCGUUGAGCUGUGGGAGAAGACGUGGCAAAGUGUCCAUGCAUCUAGCCGGAAACGCUCAGGUGAUGGUAUAAUGCCUGGUACCGAGUACUCCCUGUCUCGUGCUUUAGACGCAGUGGCAAUGACAUAUAAGGAGAUAAACGAUCCAGAAAGUCUUAGCAAGACCGUCGACAAGGUUACGGAGGCUGGUUUCAAGCUGACCCGACAAAACUGGGUACGCAUUGUCCGUGAUCUUUCUGAUAUGGGCAGAUUUGAGCGUGCACUGUACUGGUGCGAGAAGAUGCUCAUGCCAGGGUGGCAAGGCUGGGCACCCCCUCGACCCAUACCGCGUUUGAUGCGAAAUACCCGUACCCUGAAGCCUCCCAACAGCCUUCUCUUCCGUCUGCAGCAUAAGUGGAUAGAGAUGCGUAAGAUGGCAGCCUGGUCUGGAGAUGUCUCUCGUGUGCUAUCCACUGUCGAGGAGAAGUACCCUCGUCUACACCAUGCUUUUACCACAUCGGAGAUUCAGUCGAUGCCUACGGCAUAUGUAGUGAAUGGUAAAGAAGUUUCGCCUGGAGAACUUGACAAAGUAUUUCAGAGUCUGUCUUACCAUGCUCUACUGAAAGUCAAGGAGACUCUGCUCCGAGAGUUGCAGAAAGAGAGGAAGCGUGAGUCGAAUCUUGGAGUUGCAUCUGAGCCCCUGGAAGUAAUCGACCGCAAGACAUGGAAGGAGAUGUUGCACAACAGAGUUCGACGAUAUGCUGCUAUGUGGCAUUCUCAACGAAAUGCGAACUUUGAGCUGAACCAAGCGCUCAAAAUUGCUGAUACACCAGGCGACGUCACAAUCGAAGCAAAGGCCAUGGGAUCUGAGAAACCAGACGAUCAGGUCGCCCGCCAUCGCUUCAGCUACUGGAAUGCAUUCUGGGAUCGUUAUGACCAGAGGCAACACGGUGAGGAGCGGCCGAAAAAGCCAUACUCGAAAGAGAAUCAUCAUGGAGACAAGACUUGGGCCCAUAAAGCAGAACGACGCCACAAAAGAGUGAAGCAGCAAGUAGAGAAGCUGAGGAGACAGAUGUUUGAUGAUUGA
This is a messenger RNA of Fusarium redolens, 3708 nucleotides long. RefSeq lists its product as uncharacterized. Gene Ontology annotation, molecular function: protein binding. The record is from RefSeq and is a predicted model, not a curated record. Lineage: Eukaryota; Fungi; Ascomycota; Sordariomycetes; Hypocreales; Nectriaceae. The transcript has a single exon. Bases 1 to 3708 code for a protein of 1235 amino acids.